Molecule: messenger RNA, 2998 nt
Organism: Salvelinus fontinalis (brook trout)
Lineage: Eukaryota; Metazoa; Chordata; Actinopteri; Salmoniformes; Salmonidae
Product: histone H2A deubiquitinase MYSM1-like
Exons: 15
Coding region: 278-2650 (790 amino acids)
Biological process (GO): positive regulation of transcription by RNA polymerase II; chromatin remodeling; double-strand break repair
Cellular component (GO): BRCA1-A complex; BRISC complex
Molecular function (GO): metallopeptidase activity; transcription coactivator activity; polyubiquitin modification-dependent protein binding
Source: RefSeq, a predicted model, not a curated record
AGACGAAUAUGACGCUAAAUUGGGGGGCUUUGGUGAGGGAGCAGCUCUACUCCUGAACCAGUACCCGCAGUCAGCAUGGAAGAACAUGACUGGAGUCUUGGUAAGAAGUGUUGCUGCCAAAUCAAUAUGACAUGAUGGAAGUACUGUGUGAUGGUCUUGUGUGUGUUGACUCUCUCUCCCCUGUAGCCAUGGGAACUAGACAGCUCUAUCAGUGCAGAGAACAGAGAGGAGAACAUACUGCUGGAGGAACACUAGGUAUUAUUUGACAGGUAAAGAGAUGUCCAAGAGUGUGUGGGCCAACUCACCUAACUGCAAGCCUAAACCCAAAGUGAAGAAGUCUCCUGCCAAGCCUUCAGGUUCAAGCUCCUCCACAGCCACUUGCUGGUCUCAGCAGGAGAAGGAGCUGUUUGAGACAGGACUGGCUCAGUUUGGCCGUAGAUGGACUAAGAUCUCCAAGCUGGUAGGCAGUCGGACCAUUCUACAGGUGAAGAGCUACGCCAGACAGUACUUCAAACACAAGGCUAAAUCAGAGUCCAAUACUACUGCAGUGACAAGCGCUACAGCCCCGCUGGUUUUAGGCCAAGUCCCAGAGACAGGGUCAACAGUGUUCACCUCUGGCCUGUCUGUCCCCAUCCACCUGUCAGCUCUGACCAACGCUGUCCGGAUAGAGAGACUGGGGGAUGAAGAGGAAGAGGAGGUGGACAUCACUGAUGACUUCAGCGAUGAGGGAAGUAGUGGAGGAGGAAAUGGAGGAGAGAGAAAUAUUGAGGGGAAUGUUGAGGACCUCCAAGCUGGAGUUAGGACUGAGACACAUGAGCCUGGAGCGCCAGAGGAGCUGGACAACCAUGGAGUAACCCACCAGGUUCAACCCAACCAGACACACCCCAGGCUGGAAGAGACAGAUCAGGAGCAGCCUAACUGUAGCCCCCCAUCUGCCCUCACAGCUCCCUGCCCAGCAGAGCAGGCACCCAGCGGACAGUGUGAGGGGGGAACUGCUGAGCCCCCGAGGGACCCAGUGGAGUCUGGAGAGGAGACAGGGGGGUCUGGGUGGCAAGGGGAGGAGUUUGAAGAGGAGGAGCUUACAGCCCCCGAGCAGGAAGCGGAGCUGGACCUGGCGACUAUCACUGAGGAGGAGAAACGAGCUAUCCCAGAAUUCUUUGAGGGACGGCCAUCCAAAACCCCAGAGAGAUACCUGAGGAUCAGGAACUACAUGCUGGACCAAUGGUUGAAGAGUAAGCCCAAGUACUUGAACAAGACGUCAGUGCGUCCUGGUCUGAAGAACUGUGGAGAUGUCAACUGUAUCGGCAGAAUACACACCUACCUGGAGCUGAUAGGAGGCAUCAACUUCAACUGUGAUCAGGCAGUGUAUAACCGUCCCAGGGUGGUGGAUCGUUCUAAACCCAGAGAGAGCCGAGACACUCUGGAAUACCAGCUGGCCCAAAGACUACAGAGCAUGCGAACCAGGAAGCGUCGUGUGAGGGACGUGUGGGGGAACUGGCGUGAUGCUAAAGACCUGGAGGGACAGACAUACGAGCACCUGAGUGCAGAGGAGCUAGCCCUGAGGAGAGAGAUGAGGAGACCGCAUAAACCCUGUAAGGUCUCCAGGCACAGAGGGUUGCUUGAUCCGUUCCAGCUGAUUCCGUGUCGUGUGUUUGGAAAGGAAAGGCAGGAGCCCUUUCAGGUGAUGGUGUGUGCCGAGGCUCUCCUCAUCAUGGACAUGCAUGCCCAUGUGUCGAUGGGUGAGGUCAUCGGGCUACUGGGAGGAUCCUACAGCGAGGGAGACAAAGUCCUGAAGAUUGUUGCAGCGGAGCCGUGUAACAGUGCGAGUACAGGUCUGCAGUGUGAGAUGGACCCUUUGUCUCAGACUCAGGCCUGUGAGCUGUUGUCUAGCCUGGGCUUGGCUGUAGUGGGAUGGUACCACUCUCACCCCACCUUCCACCCAAACCCCUCUAUACGGGAUAUACACACACAGGACCAGUUCCAGAGUUAUUUCUCUCGAGGCGGAGCCCCGUUUAUUGGGAUGAUUGUGAGUCCGUUUGACCCUGCUAACCCCUCACCCCGCUCCCAGACCACCUGCCUGAUGGUCAGAGAGGACCAAGGACCUGGACCACAGAAGCUGCCCUACAGGUUUGACUACCAGUGUUCCCAGCAGCAGCCUGACUGGAGCCAGCUGAUGAGGAGGGCAGAGUGGAUUAUCCACAAGUAUAAACACGCCCACGGCAGUGUCCAGAUGGACAGGCCGUUCCGCAGGGACUCUCAUCUCACCUGUCUGGAGAAGAUGAUGUCAUCUUUAGGGAGGUAUCUGGAGCCCCUGCUAGAGGAGGAGGGAGACCACUUCCUCUCCCAGAUCCACACUCUGUUCCUGUCACACUUUGUUGCUGAGAAACCAAGAGACGAGGAGGAGGGCGAAACCUCUGACUCCUCAGAUCCAAUCAACACCCAUGCCUUCCCCUUCACUCAGCCAAUCAACAUCAGAGGAACAGACGACACAGGAACAAAGGAUAACUGCGAGAAUGAAUCGGUCUCGCCCAUUGAUAGCAUAGAAACGCCUAAUAUAGAAACCACUAACUCACACACAGCUAACCAAGAGAACUUAUAUCCAAUGCAGUUUGGUUCUGUGUUGUUAACUGGUCAUGAUUAUCUAUUCUGAAUCUAAUAGAUUUCUCUAUAUAUCCAGUUUGUAAUGUGGUAAUCUGCAGUUGAAACAAUAACAAAGUGUUAUCCCUGCCCCUAUUUCGGUAAAAAGCGCUGGGGGAUGUGGCUGGAGAUGUGUAACCCCUCAUAGACAGAGCUAUGGAUGCAAGUUCUGACAAUCCAUGAUAUAAAAAUGAUAGUUUCAACCAUGUUUUGGAGCUAUAUAGUGUUUGUUUAAAAACAUUGUAGUAAAACAAGUGUAUAUUUUGGGUUGUGAUGGGAUACAACAGUUCAAGAAUCAGUGGGUACAUACAAAUAAUUUAUCGUUCCAAAAAUAAAUGAAGCUCUAGAUUGGCCUUUUAAA